AUGGCGGCCGUUACAUCGAUGGCUGCAGCGCUCGCUGCCUCACUGCCUGCGCCUCAGGCAGCACCUGCGCCAUUCGCGCCUACAUAUGAAGCCAUACCCGCGUCCAUGUCCAAAGCGAUUGACAUCGAGGCAGAGAUCCCCCUGCAGAGCGUGCAGCUCGACGGAAUGGCGGUCUCGAAGAUUGUCAAACACUCGCGCGAAGCGCAGGGCUCCACUGCUCAUGGACUGCUCCUGGGCCUGGACUUUGAUGGUACAUUGGAGAUCUCCAACUCCUUCCCGCUGCCGCACCACGCGACCGACGACGACGACAAGUCAGCGAAAGGCGUGGCCCGGUAUCAGGCCGCGAUGUUGCGUUCGCUGAAGGAAGUCCAGGCCGAUGACAGCGUUGUCGGGUUCUACCAAGCGAUGGCCCUCGGCUCAUUCUUCAGUCAGAAUCUAGUGGAGACUCAGGCUUUCCACCAGGAUAAGCUGAGACACGGAGGUAUCGUGAUCGUCCAUGACGUGACCCAGACCGCGCGAGGGAACGCGUCUUUCCGGGCGUUCCGCCUUACGAAGGCCUUCCUGGACGCUUACAAGAGGAAUAACUUUAGUACGGCAAGGUGGGGCACGCGGAAAAAUACUCGAGAUCUGGAGGUCCCCUUGAAAAUCAGGACAAACGCGCUUCUGAGCUCUUUCCUCGGAGCGCUGUCCGAGUCUACAGUUUCGCCGGUGAUGGGCGCCAAGCCAUCCGCGGCGUCGUCAUCUGCCGCACUACCACCCUCGUUUUCUGCGCUGAAUCUGGGGACAUCGAGCGUUGCGCGGAAUCUGGAGCACAUUGUUGACGCUGUGGACAAUUACCGGACGGAGGAGGGCAACCUGGCGUAUCUGCAGCGGCAGAUUACGCGAGAGAAGGCGCGGGCAGAGGCGUACGUCUCGAAGCGGAAGGAGGAGAACGCGACGCGGGUAGCUCAAGGACUUGCGCCACUGCCGGAGGAGGAUGUGAGCCGGCUAUUCAAAAUCCCAGUUGAGCCAAGCCGGUUGGAGAGCCUGUUGGUUCUGGGGAAAAUCGACGCGUAUGCCAAAAGCUUGGCGGAGACGUCGAGCACGGGAUUGGUGAAGAUGUACGCUGCGAAGGCUAAUUCUGGAUGA
Messenger RNA from Sparassis crispa, 1128 nucleotides. Its product is annotated as Eukaryotic translation initiation factor 3 subunit H. The coding region runs from base 1 to 1128 and encodes 375 amino acids. Lineage: Eukaryota; Fungi; Basidiomycota; Agaricomycetes; Polyporales; Sparassidaceae. Gene Ontology annotation, cellular component: cytoplasm; eukaryotic 43S preinitiation complex; cytosol. The transcript has 5 exons. The record is from RefSeq and is a predicted model, not a curated record. Gene Ontology annotation, molecular function: translation initiation factor activity; metallopeptidase activity; protein binding.